Messenger RNA from Arachis duranensis, 2241 nucleotides. Its product is annotated as protein LAZ1 homolog 1. The record is from RefSeq and is a predicted model, not a curated record. Lineage: Eukaryota; Viridiplantae; Streptophyta; Magnoliopsida; Fabales; Fabaceae. The transcript is spliced from 9 exons. The coding region runs from base 554 to 2017 and encodes 487 amino acids. Gene Ontology annotation, molecular function: transporter activity. Gene Ontology annotation, biological process: transport.
UGUCACCAAAAAACAUUUUCCCCUCUUGGUAAGUUUAGAACCUUCACCCCUUCCUUUUUUUUCUUUUUCAUUUUUUUUAUCUUUUUCGAAUUUAUGAAAAACAUUUAAUAUAAUUUCCCGAUUUAUCUUUUCCCAACCGCCGAAGCAAAAUUCAGUUGUCUCUUUUUCAUUUUUCGUGCCCCUUUUUUAAUUUUCUUUUUUAAAAUUCUUCCUCUUCUAUGCGAUUUCUGCUCCUCCUUUCUUGCUUUCUAUUUUCCCGGAAAAUAAUAUCCCAGUCUGGAUUUUCCCGGAAAAUGCAGAGAAAAUGCUGAACGCAGGAUUGUUGUCAUAUUUCAGUUCGGGUUUCCUAUGUAAAUCAAAAGCAGACAUCGUUGUCUAUUGUUGAUGGCAUAUGCUAGUUCUACAAGUUGCUCCAAAAUAGUGUUUUUCUUGCAAUAUAUAGCAUAUCUUACUGUUUGUUGCCAUUCAAAAGAGACAGCUGGAGGGAAAAUUAAACGAAAUAGCUCUUGGGAAGUGCACUCACUUCACAUAGUAAACAAUAGAGCUUCCAUUAAUGGGUUUGCUGGAUAUUCUGUGUUCUUCUGUAUUUCUGUUUACACUGGUUGAGGCCACCAGCAGAUCAGGGAAUAUCUGGCCCCUCAAUGUUGGUGCUGAGUCCACGGGAACAGUAAGCUGGACAGUCUUCACUGCAAGUAUAUUUGUACUUGUUGCUCUUGUUCUCUCAACGUAUCUGAUAUUUGAGCAUUUAGCUGCCUAUAAUCAGCCUGAGGAACAGAAGUUUUUGAUUGGUCUCAUUUUAAUGGUUCCUGUUUAUUCAUUGGAAUCGUUUUUGUCACUAUUGGAUUCCAGCGCAGCAUUUAACUGUGAAAUUAUAAGGGAUUGCUACGAGGCAUUUGCAUUAUAUUGCUUUGAAAGAUACUUGAUUGCUAGCUUAGGUGGUGAGGACAAAACAAUUGAAUUUAUGGAAGGUAAAAGCCCAACAGAUUCCAACAGUCCUCUCCUGAAAGAAGAAUAUGCAUAUGGAGUCGUAGAGCAUCCAUUUCCAUUAAACUGCUGUUUAAGAGAUUGGUAUCUUGGCCCCGACUUCUAUCAGUCUGUGAAAAUUGGCAUUGUACAAUAUGUAUGUAGGAUUUUGAUGAUACUAAAAAUGAUCUGUGCAUUGCUGGCAAUGAUCCUCCAGGCUUUCGGGGUUUAUGGAGAGGGGAAGUUUGAAUGGAAAUAUGGGUAUCCAUACUUGGCAAGUAUUCUUAAUUUCAGUCAGACGUGGGCCCUAUAUUGCCUUGUACAGUUCUAUACUGUCACUAAAGAUAAACUGGAGCCUAUCAAACCAUUGGCAAAGUUUCUAACUUUCAAGUCAAUUAUCUUUCUGACAUGGUGGCAAGGUGUGGUUGUUGCUUUUCUUUUUUCCAUGGGAGCAUUUAAAGGGGCACUUGCUCAAGAGCUGAAAACACGUAUACAAGACUAUAUAAUCUGUAUAGAGAUGGGCAUUGCUGCUGUUGUGCAUCUUUAUGUCUUUCCUGCGACACCAUACAAGAGGGGAGAGAGGUGUGUACGCAAUGUAGCGGUCAUGGCUGAGUAUGCAUCCCUAGGAUCACCUCCAGAUCCAGCAGAGGUCCGAGACGCCGAGCGAACACCCAGAGUGCAUCUGGGUCGACAAGAUGAGAAAGAGAGGCGUGUGAAGUUCACCCAUAAUGUUCGUGAUGUGGUUGUUGGGAGCGGUGAAAUUAUUGUUGAUGACAUGAAAUUCACAGUAUCACAUGUGGUAGAACCAGUUGAAAGGAGCAUUGCAAAGAUAAACAAAACCUUCCAUCAGAUAUCAGAAAAUGUGAAACGCCACGAUGAGGAGCGGAGGAGAAGCACAAAGGACGACAGUUAUGUCGUUCCGAUGCGUUCAUGGAGAACAGAGUACUCUGAUGUUCAUGAUGGACUUGUGGAAGGAAGUGUGAGUGAUAGUGGUAUGCCCAGUGGGAAGAGACAACAACACUCCAAAGACUCGGCCUCCAGGAUGAAAAGAUAGUAUUCACCAUUUUACUUUGUAUAUAGUUUUUGCACAUAUUACAUAGGGAAAAAUUUUCUCACAAGGAUUUUGACAUGUAAUAGCAUAGUCAUGCAUAUUCUCAACCCAAGUCUUGCUUAGUCUCAUGUGCUUUCGGGAAAGGGAAAAUGUAAAAUAGCUUUUUCUUUUUUUAAAAAAGAAAAAACAAUUACAUUGGUUGAAUAGAUAUACAUGAUAGCGUAUAA